This is a messenger RNA of Bursaphelenchus xylophilus (pine wood nematode), 1285 nucleotides long. The record is from the annotation of a GenBank genome assembly. Lineage: Eukaryota; Metazoa; Nematoda; Chromadorea; Rhabditida; Aphelenchoididae.
AUGCCCUUGGCCGAGUGCUUGCUGUACAAUAGAUAUGUUCCCCCAUCCAAUGGUGCUGGUAAUGAGUAAGUAUAGGCAGUUUAAAACGCAUGUCGAAUAUCUCGGCCGAGGGCAAAUUAAAAUUUUCGAUUGCUAUGUGCCCAGCGCCGAUGCAAAAUUCAAUGAAAUCUGAGCGUCUCGCAUGAGCUUUUCCCUUGAGAUAUGUGACACUUUGAGCUCGAGUUUGGCCAAAACUAUAAGCCAGUGACGGAUAUGGACUACAGUGGGGGACCGGAUCCAUUGGAAAAAAACGUAUCGUUUUGCAUCCGGGAAGUAUCAAAAAUGUGGCAAAAUGCUUCCCUCUCCAAGUGAAAAGACUCCGAUUUCAAAAGCGCGCCUGCUCUUUUCGUGAGGAAAAAGGGCGCGCCCUAACGAAGUUUUUUACUUGGAGAGGGAAGCAUUUUGCCACAUUUUUGAUAGUUCCCGGAUGCAAAAUGGUACGUUUUUUGUCACUGGAUCCGGCCUCCCACUGUAUUUCGGAUUUGAGGUCGCAAAGUCCAAGAUUCGAUUUAAGUGACUGUGACAUUUCGACAAAAGACUCAAUAUCCAGGAAAAUGGGGAGCUCUCAAAACUUUCCACGCUCCACAGGAAACUCAUUUUUUUGCUCUACUUUCAACUUUCAGAUUCAACCGUCUCGACAGUACCAGAAUGCAUAUUGAGCUGCUGGCUCGGUAUGGAUGUACUCCACAAGUCAUAACCACCGCAGCUCAACUAAUCAAAGACAGUUUCAAUGAUGACGGUUGGGCUACUACCGGGGAUGACACCCAUGCCAUCGGCACGGUAAGACUAAUUUUUCAUAAGUUUUCGAACCCUCGAGUCAUAUUAAAAAUAUUCUUAAACCUAUUGGAAUUAUGGUUAAUUAGACACAAUCAAAACAACGUUCGCAGACAAUCUCCAAGGCUAUUUGAAUCACGAGGAAAUUGGAAAAAAGUUACACUGGGAAUUAAUUAAAGUUACAAUUAAUUCCUUCCUCCACAACUGGGUGGUAUAGACAGAAAAAAACAGGACUCAACGAUCAAGAAAACAAUUAAUUAGUGGAUCCAAAAAAUUUCGAUUUUUUCAGGGAAUGGAAAAAGCGUUCGGCGGGAAGUGGAUGGUCGGUGAAUUUAACGCCGAAUUUGAUGUGGCUUAUACAAUUGUACGACGAUCACCGACCUACAUGUUGUUCUUGGUCAACAAACGACACAUUUUGAUCGCAAAGGAAGGACUCAAUGACCGACUGAACACUGAGCAUAUCAUUUUUUAA